AUGUACUUCGGAUCGCUCCCUUUUCCCACUGGUUCUAGUCCGGCAUCAGUUGCGAUCGCUGAUGUUAACAAUGACGCAAAACCUGAUCUAGUUACAGCAAAUUCUAAUCCCGGCACAGUUAGUAUUCUUCUCAAUACAGGUAAUAGCACAUUUGGUUCUCCGACUACCUAUACAACUGGCGGCUACCCAUACACAGUUGCAAUCGUCGAUGUUAACAAUGAUUCCAAACCAGAUAUAGUUACGGCAAAUUACGGUGACAGCACAGUUAGUGUUCUUCUCAAUACAGGUAAUGGCACAUUUUCGUCUAAGACUACCUAUACAACCGGCAGUUAUCCAUACUCAGUUGCGGUCGUCGAUGUUAACAAUGAUUCCAAACCUGAUAUAGUUACGGCAAAUAGAGGUGGAAGCACAGUUAGUGUUCUUCUGAAUACAGGCAAUGGCACAUUUCCUUCUCAGACUCCCUAUACAACUGGCAGUUCUCCAUACUCAGUUGCGGUCGUCGAUGUUAACAAUGACGCAAAACCUGAUAUAGUUACAGCAAAUUACGGUGACGCCACAGUUAGUGUUCUUCUCAAUACAGGUAGUGGCACAUUCCGUUCUCAGACUAUCUAUACAACUGGCAGUAAUCCAAGCUCAGUUGCAGUCGUCGAUGUUAAUAAUGACGCGAAACCUGAUCUAGUUACAGCAAAUUCUGGUGUAAACACAGUUAGUGUUCUUCUCAAUACAGGCAAUGGCACUUUCCGUUCUCAGACUAACUAUACAACUGGCAGUACUCCAAACUCAGUUGCAGUCGUCGAUGUUAAUAAUGACGCGAAACCUGAUAUAGUUACAGCAAAUUCUGGUGUAAACACAGUUAGUGUUCUUCUCAAUACAGGUAAUGGAACUUUCCGUUCUCAGACUACCUAUACAACUGGCCGUAAUCCAAGCUCAGCUGCAGUCGCAGAUGUUGAUAAUGACGCGAAACCUGAUAUAGUUACGGCAAAUUACGGUGACGGCACAGUUAGUGUUCUCCUCAAUACAGGUAGUGGCACAUUUCCUUCUCCGACUGCCUAUACAACUGGCAGUAAUCCAAGCUCAGUUGUAGUCGUCGAUGUUAACAAUGAUGCGAAACCUGAUCUAGUUACAGCAAAUUCUGGUGUAAACACAGUUAGUAUUCUUCUCAAUACAGGUAAUGGAACUUUCCGUUCUCAGACUAACUAUACAACUGGCAGUAAUCCAUACUCAGUUGCGGUCGUCGAUGUUAACAAUGAUUCAAAACCUGAUCUAGUUACAGCAAAUUACGGUGACAGCACAGUUAGUGUUCUUCUCAAUACAGGUAAUGGCACUUUCCGUUCUCAGACUACCUAUACAACUGGCAGUAAUCCAUACUCAGUCGCGGUCGUCGAUGUUAACAAUGAUUCCAAACCUGAUAUAGUUACGGCAAAUAGAGGUGGAAGCACAGUUAGUGUUCUUCUGAAUACAGGCAGUGGCACAUUUCCUUCUCAGACUCCCUAUACAACUGGCAGUUCUCCAUACUCAGUUGCGGUCGUCGAUGUUAACAAUGACGCAAAACCUGAUCUAGUUACAGCAAAUUUCGGUGACAGCACAGUUAGUGUUUUUCUGAAUUCAGGUAGUGGCACUUUCCGUUCUCAGAUUAUCUAUACAACUGGCAGUAAUCCAUACUCAGUUGUGGUCGUCGAUGUUAACAAUGAUUCCAAACCUGAUAUAGUUACAGCAAAUUCUGGUGUAAACACAGUUAGUGUUCUUCUCAAUACAGGUAAUGGCACUUUCCGUUCUCAGACUAACUAUACAACUGGCCGUAAUCCAUACUCAGUCGCGGUCGUAGAUGUUAACAACGAUGCGAAACCUGAUCUAGUUACAUCAAAUUACGCUGAUGCCACAGUUAGUGUUCUCCUCAAUACAGGUAGUGGCACAUUUCCUUCUCAGACUAUCUAUAUAACUGGCAGUCAUAUAUACUCAGUUGUAGUCGUUGAUGUUAACAAUGAUUCGACACCUGAUAUAGUUACGGCAAAUUACGAUACAGGCACUGUGGGUAUUUUGUUUCAUUGCUAA
Molecule: messenger RNA, 2052 nt
Organism: Adineta ricciae
Lineage: Eukaryota; Metazoa; Rotifera; Eurotatoria; Adinetida; Adinetidae
Source: the annotation of a GenBank genome assembly